UGAGGUGUGUAUAAUAUUGUUCUGCAGCAGCGAGUUGUGUAUUGCUCUGCAGCUGCUGAGGUGUAUUAUGAGGUUCUGCAGCAACUGGGAUGUGGUAUAAGGUUCUGCAGCAACCGAGGUGUGUGGCAUAAGGUUCAACAGCAACUGAAGAGUGUAUAAUGAGGUUCUGCAGCGGCUGAGGUGUGUAUUAUAUUGUUCUGCAGCAGCUAAGGUCUGAUCCCUUCUAGUCAGAUCCUCGUGUUGUGGACUCUGCAUGCUCCAACGCCGGCUGCUCACUACAAUCUGCAGGAUGACUGAAGAGGCAAAGAGACUGGCGGGGUGCGCAGCCGUGGACAAUCACGUCAAGAAUAAUCAGGUGCUCGGCAUUGGAAGUGGCUCCACCAUUGUCCACGCUGUGAAUCGAUUAGCUGAGCGGGUGAAGAAUGAAAACCUCCACGUCUUCUGUGUCCCCACAUCCUUCCAGGCUCGGCAACUGAUCCUGCAGAAUGGAUUAACCCUGACUGACCUAGAGAGACACCCUGAGCUUGAUGUAGCUAUCGAUGGCGCCGAUGAAGUGGAUUCUGAACUCAACCUCAUCAAAGGCGGAGGGGGAUGUUUAGCCCAAGAGAAGAUAGUAGCUGGUUGUGCCAAGUCCUUUAUUGUAAUUGCUGAUUACAGGAAGGAUUCUAAGAACUUUGGAGACCAAUGGAAGAAGGGCAUCCCUAUAGAAGUAUUCCCUAUGGCUUACGUUCCAGUGACUAAAACAAUUCAGCAGAGAUUUGGGGGCGUGGCCGAACUGAGGAUGGCCGUCAGUAAAGCUGGUCCAGUGGUGACAGACAAUGGGAAUUUUUUGCUUGAUUGGAAGUUUGACAAGGUUCAUAACUGGGCGUCUGUAAAUACUGCUAUCAAAAUGAUUCCCGGUGUGGUGGACACUGGACUCUUUAUUAACAUGGCCGAAAGGGUCUACUUCGGGAUGGAGGAUGGAACGGUGUCUGUGCGGGACAAACCGGUACACUAGUCCCUGAACGUGCCACUUUCGUGUGCCAUGCCCCUAGCCGAUCAUUUCCGUGCCAAAUCUAUGCCGUGUGCUGUUUUUGUCUCAUUUCCAGUGAAACUAGUGUUCUACUUGUCACGUUUUGCCUUGUUUUUCGCCGGUACGUUUAUAAUAUGUCUUGUAUAAGGGAUUAAAGUGGUACCGAGCCGCAUUUCGUUACCUGUGCCAUGUACGUUAGAAUAAUACCCUAUGUUGACAACCUAAACGUGUCACCGAUGCAGACCAGUGACGUUACUAAGGUACUUUACGAUAUAUGCCAUUGUAUGUAUGUUCUUAAACCAGUAUUUUCCAACCAGUGUGUCUCCAACU
This is a messenger RNA of Hyla sarda, 1342 nucleotides long. RefSeq names its product ribose 5-phosphate isomerase A (gene RPIA). Gene Ontology annotation, molecular function: ribose-5-phosphate isomerase activity. Gene Ontology annotation, biological process: D-ribose metabolic process; pentose-phosphate shunt, non-oxidative branch. The transcript has 10 exons. The coding region runs from base 254 to 997 and encodes 247 amino acids. Gene Ontology annotation, cellular component: intracellular membrane-bounded organelle. Lineage: Eukaryota; Metazoa; Chordata; Amphibia; Anura; Hylidae. The record is from RefSeq and is a predicted model, not a curated record.